GGCGGACCCUCCCUGUCAAGUCGCGCCCUGGUGGGAUGAGAAUUGCCCGGAAUGAGCCCACSAUGAAGAUGAUCGAGAGCGUGGACUCCGCCGUGACCCGGUCCAGCGAGGACCUCUGGGCCGAGAUCUGCUCCUGUCUGCCGCAUCCCGAGCACAAGGAUGCSGGCGAUGCUUUCACAGACUCCUUCACGGAUUCCUACGCGGAGGGMAGCGGAUCGGGUGGCUCUUCCCAAGCCACCCCGAAGCCCUGGGCACCYCUGAACGACUCAGAGGUGUAUUUAGCAUCCCUGGAGAGAAGGCUGAUGAGGAUCAAAGGCCUGUCGGAGGAGGUGACCUCCAAGGACAUGCUGCRCACGCUGUCCCAGGCCAAGAAGGAAUGCUGGGACCGCUUCCUGCAGGAGAAAUUCGAGGCAGAGUGUUACGUUGAGGGCCACGAUGCUGAUGAGAGCACACUGGAGCACCUGAAGCGCUGGCUGCAGCCUGACAAAGUGGCCAUCAGCUCCGAGGAGGUGCAGUGCCUCAUCCCACCCGAAUCACAGCCGGAGAAGCCGGAGGCCGAGGAGGAGCCUCCGACUGCRGAGCAGUGAGAGCCCCCCGUGCCCGGGGCUGCCUCUGCUCCCAGCCCCCAGCAGCUUGGACCCAGACACAGGAAUAACAGGGAGAUGGGCACAGAGCAAAUUAUCAGUAAUUGAAAAGCAAAUUUUAAAAAGAAAGAAGCCCCAGCGCACCAAAUUCUAGCUCUGGAGCUCUGCAGACAGUGACUGGCACUGGCAGGGAUGAGAGGGAAUGCCUGUGACACAGGCUGAACUUUGCACUGACCUCCCAGCUACAGCCACCUCAUCAUUCCAUCCUGGGUGUGGAUUGUUUGGAAUCCAUCAGAAGACACAUUAAACAGCAACAACAAAAAGCAGCAGCUGUUGAGAAGCACCAGAAAACAUCACGGCCUUGAACAGAGCAGAGAAACCACUAAAUCACCUUUUCUUCCUGUCUCGUACCUUUCUAUUACUCAGUUGGGCAUUUUUUCCUCCCUUGCCAAGUCCAGUGUGGUGUUUUUUCCAGAUGUUUACUGUUUCAGUCUGACUUGGCCCCAAGACGUGCCAGGAAGAAGAUGGAUACUUCUCMCCUCUGUGAAUUUGGGACCCUGAAGGAAGCUCUCACGGCAGUCAAUAAAUUGAUGGUGUCAGUGAUUUUGUAGCUAUUUCACAUUCCUUUCUGUAAUGUACCCCCUAAUAUCCCACCUUAUUCCCCAACUCUCURUUAYAGACUAGAGGGGGAAUAUUUUUCCUCUUCCUGGUCAUUUUGUACCUKUUCUUUGUCCCUUCAGCCUCUCCAGAAGAAGAUCAGGUGAGAUUCUGCAUUGGGAAAUAGAGAGUGGUAGCCAGGGAGGCUACAAACAACUUGUUUUCAUCACAGAACUGCAUAGAAUUCUCUGACUUGAAAUAUAUUUAGUAUUUAAUGGUUUUGUUCACCAUGCUUAACUCUGCAGAGGGUUAUUUCCCUUUAUUAAUCCAAGAACCUGAUUUUGUGUUGAUUUUUUGUUGAUCUGUGUGUUCUACCUUGGCUCCAACACUGGAGGUCGGUAGAGGGAAGCAGCACAGUCUGUCAGAGCUCCUUAGGAGAAAUUGUGGUUCUAGGAGUUAAUCCACACAGGAUUCAUACCGUGUUCAUUGAUGUAUCUGUUUGAAAAUACAUUUGUAGGAGGAAAUUCUUGCUGUAGCCUCCUCAUUUCCCAUCUCUGUACCCGAAUAGAGGUGCUGCACUCUCAGUCACUGAGUCACAACGCAGAGAUUGYUUCCACCAUCAGCUUUCCCAGCGUGAUUCCCACUCCAGGCUCACCUCCCAUUCUCCAUUAAAACAACCCCUUGUUUUUUUAAACCUUGAGAAAUGUGGUGAAUCAUCUGAAUGCCAGUGAUGCACGACUCGCAAGCCUCAUGUCUUGCUGGUUUGGUCAUUAAAUGUCCCUUUUUWAAAUUUAUCCUUAACGUCCCUUUUAAUUUAUCCUUAAGCUGUCCUUUAUUACAUUAWGUUUGUGUUCUUGUGCAAAUCCCUCUCACCUGUGAUGUUACAAAGCUGUGACAAAGAUGCAGAACUCUGAGCYGUUCCCAGAAAUGGUUUGUGCAGAGAAAGAAAGCAGCAGUUUCUCUGUCCCCAGCUGAUUUCCCAGUCAAUAAAAUUCCUCCUUGUCGUUAGCAAGUACUGUGAGGAUGCUUUGUAUUAUUUUAUCUAUUGUUACACACAUCUGAGGAAGAAAUGUAUCCAGAAGAACUGUAGUGAAAUAAUUCCACAAAUGUUUCCUUUAGAGAAGAGAUCUGAGGGAGCAGUUCUUACCAUUUCAUUUGUAAAAAUAUUAACCAUUCCAAGAUUCUCUGACUUGCUUUAUGGAAACAUAYAGGGCAAAAGAAAAUCCAACUGAUYAUUGUGAAGAUUGAGCCAUAAUUUCUUUAAAUUAAUAUGUUUGAUGGAGUUAGCUUGUUUUUCCCCUCCCAUAUAUAAUAAAUAUUGUAAUAUGCAUAUAAUUAUUUAUAAUUAAAUUA
Molecule: messenger RNA, 2534 nt
Organism: Malurus melanocephalus (red-backed fairy wren)
Lineage: Eukaryota; Metazoa; Chordata; Aves; Passeriformes; Maluridae
Gene: CCDC32
Product: coiled-coil domain containing 32
Exons: 4
Coding region: 36-587 (183 amino acids)
Biological process (GO): cilium organization
Source: RefSeq, a predicted model, not a curated record